AUGUUCAAACAAGGCAAAGCACCCCCGCGCGAAAUAUCCAUCGACAAGGCGGGUGAUUUUUUGGAGCGCGUCGCUCAAUCAUUCUUCACUGUCGACGGGCAUAGCAGUCGUAAACUUAUGCCAUACCCUCAUGAUCCCUUCAAACGCCCAGCUUUGUGUAUGAAAUAUAGUCAUUUGUCAGUAAAGGACCGGUUGGACAAUCUUCAUGAGUUUUCAGAUUGGGAGAAAAAUUUCUUCGAGUCAAAUACAAACACUUUUGGGAGUGCACUUGGGAAAGAUACCGCAUUUACCGGAGCACUUCGAUGGUACGCCCUGGGUGGGAACAGCAUGGCGGGAUUGUUCGAGAUGGCUGUAUUCUACAAGAUUGAAAAUGGAUGCAUGACUUCGUUUGCCCGAGCAAUUUUAGGUGACUACAAGGGGGAUAUGCUCUUUGGGGCUCCUAUCAAGGACGUUACGCAGAACAAGUUGGGAGUGAGGGUCACCACAAAGUCUGGACAAGACAUCAAGGCAAGAUAUGUGGUUUCUACUAUACCCUUCAUUAAUUGUUUAGGUGAUGUCAAAUUCGACAAUCCAGUAUCUCCCAUUCGUCAAUCGGCGAUUAGGAAAGGACAUAUCAAUAAAGGCGCAAAGAUCCAUUUCAGGCUCAAAGCAACGGAGCCGGGUUAUGGGCACUUGGGCGACAAGGAAAACCACCGGCAGAUAAUCGAUCACUUCCGAAAGGAUAUACACCCAUCCGCUGCCGUUGAAGCAUACGUGACUCACGACUGGACAAAUGAUCCUUACACAAAAGGGGGUGCCGAUUGGGAAGUUGGGUGGAGAGGGUUCGUUGAUGGAGCAAUUGAACAGGGUCACCAAGCACCUCAAAGUGUCGUAGCAGCUCUCAAGCUAGAGCUGCGACCAAAACUGAUACAAAUGGAUACUUGGUUAUGGGGAUCGCAAUAA
This is a messenger RNA of Talaromyces stipitatus ATCC 10500, 942 nucleotides long. Its product is annotated as flavin containing amine oxidase, putative. The transcript has 4 exons. Lineage: Eukaryota; Fungi; Ascomycota; Eurotiomycetes; Eurotiales; Trichocomaceae. Gene Ontology annotation, molecular function: oxidoreductase activity. Bases 1 to 942 code for a protein of 313 amino acids. The record is from RefSeq and is a predicted model, not a curated record.